This is a messenger RNA of Orussus abietinus, 1764 nucleotides long. RefSeq names its product nudC domain-containing protein 1. Bases 85 to 1740 code for a protein of 551 amino acids. NCBI's taxonomy places the organism in Eukaryota, Metazoa, Arthropoda, Insecta, Hymenoptera, Orussidae. The record is from RefSeq and is a predicted model, not a curated record. The transcript has 4 exons.
UUGACUGUAUUUGACACAUUUUGAUGACAGAACUCUGAUCCGGUUUGAUUUUACAACGGAAGAGUUUUGCAACUGUAUGCUAUCAUGAAAGUUAUUGAACUACGACCAAAUACAGCCUUAAUUAAUCAGAAUUUUGAAAAGUAUCAGUUUUCGGCAGAAAUUGUACCCGUUGAAAUCGUAACAAGUCUCGAAAAAGAUGUCUUUCGAGUGGAAGUAAGUUCGUCUCAAGAGUCAUGGCUUGAAGCUAGAUUAUUUGCAUUUCACAAUCAUCUCUUUAAAAAUCCCUUUGAUAUGUCAUGCUGGUUUGUUGACGUGGAUGGAAGAGUUUGGCGACUAGAACAGGAUGGCACUUUGAAACCUGUUGGGACGAUUACGAUUCAAAGCGACAAGUACCAUGGUUCCAUGUACAACCCAUCGAUUAAAUUUGGUUCAAGAAACAUUGCGGUGAUAUCCAAUGGUUGUGGAAACUUACAGAUUAUAAUUGAAAAUGGUAAUGAAGGAACUAAGCCGUUUACUUUUGAUAUCGAUUGUGGUAUCGUCAUGGAUGCACAGCAUAUAAAGGAUAAAAAAUUGACAAUUGUCACACUAUGCAGUGUAGUAGAUAUUGAUGGAAAGAAAUGUUCACGAAUUACAUUACUCUCUUACCUUCAUGAAAUACAAGAAGAUUCAGUAGAAGUGGUAACUUUCAAAUCUAAACAGACUCUGAGAGUACGAGGUGCCGUGGAAUGCAUUUAUAUGGAAAGAAAUGGUAAUUACAUACAGAUUGUUAGUCAAGAGGCUGCAGCUUUUGAACACGACGAAUCAUCUUCCAAUGAAGAUAACGCGUCUAUGGAAAAAGAUGUUGAAGUGGCCAAAACUCCACGCUAUUAUUGGUCUCAGGAUGAAGACACCCUUACAGUGUUGUUUAAGGUACCAAAUAACAGUGAGAAAAGUAAACUUAAAAUAAAUGUAGCUCCAUUUAGCAUAUCCAUCUUAUUGGAUGAUAUAAUAUUAUUACAAGGGAAUACUCGACAUAGAUUAGAAUCAGAAUUGACCACCUGGGAACGUGAGAAAGAUACUUUAAAAGUUAAUCUUUUCAAGUUUGAAUGUGGUUUAAUGUGGAACGAAUUGAUCGAAGGGGACAUUGGUGCAGAAUACCUGCCUAAUGAAACAUUAGCUGCUGAAAUUCACUUAAGGUUGGCACAUUUGUGUACAGAUAUGCAAGAUAACAAGUCUACAGAUCAAGCUGCAAUUGGAUUCAAUGCAGAACAAAUGGAAGAAUGUGAUUUACUAGGCAAAGAACAUUGCCUGCAAAGAAUUAAUUUCAAUAGCUAUGAAACAACACAUUUAAUAAAUUUUGGUACAUACAAUACAAUACUUUUUACAUGCAGCCUAAAACAUGGUCAAGCUCUGUGCUUGAGACAAGAUCACGAUGGCUGUGUAUGGGAAACCGAAGAAGUUGAUAGUGAAGAUUGGAAUUUGGAGCAUGUACAUACCUUUCCAGGAUUUGGUUAUAUCGAAGCCAGUAAAACGAACAAGAAAUUCUGCAUUUCACCACCUGAUUGGUCUUAUAUUGCCAUAAUUGAACAUACUCGUCAUGUAUUCAUCUACGAAACACCCAAAAAAGAUGCACAGGUAGGGAGACAACGAAUUCUGGAUUUAGGUUGUGAAGCGGCACAUAUUAUGGGUGUCUGUGCUACUAAAAAGUAUUUAAUUCUAUUGACAAAAAAUCAACUCUAUCACGUACGAGUUAACUCGUAAAGCAUGUUAAAUUUAUUGGUAACA